AUGACUACGUUGCCAAUCGAUGCCGCCCUACCGGCCCUUCUAAUUGCGUUGAAUGAUCGCAAUGAGGUCGUACUACAAGCGCCUCCUGGAGCAGGUAAAACCACGCGAGUGCCGCUUGCCCUUCUUGGCGAGUCAUGGCUGGAAGGUCAGACCAUUGUUAUGCUUGAACCUCGACGACUCGCAGCGCGAGCGGCUGCUGAGCGAAUGGCGGGUGAGCUUGGUGAGCGGGUGGGCGAAACGGUGGGUUACCGUAUUCGGCUUGAGAGCAAGGUAGGGCCGAAAACUCGUAUCGAGGUCGUGACCGAAGGAAUUCUUGCUCGCAGGCUGCAAGAGGAUCCGUCACUUGAAGGUGUGGGCCUGGUCAUAUUCGACGAAUUCCAUCUUCGCAAUCUUGAUGCAGAUUUGGCCUUGGCACUGACGCUCAAUGGCCGCGAGAUGCUGCGAGACGAUUUCCCCCUCAAGGUGUUGCUAAUGUCCGCAACGCUGGAGGGGGAGCGACUCUCUCGAUUGCUCGACGAUGCCCCUAUCGUCACCAGUGAAGGCCGGAUGUACCCGGUCACGACGAUCUGGGGAGCUCCGUAUCAAUCAAGCGACUAUCUUGACCAGCGCGUGGUCUCGACAUGCCUGGAUGCUCUGGAAGAGCAGGGUGGAAGUCUCUUGGUGUUUCUACCUGGGCAGGCCGAAAUACGGCGAGUGCAUCAGACCCUAAAAGAUCGCUUGGGUGAUCGAGAAGACGUCCUGCUUUGCCCUUUGCAUGGAGAACUUGAGCUAACUGCACAACGAGCUGCGAUUGAUCCACCUCCUGCAGGAAAGCGAAAGGUUGUGCUGGCUACCAACAUCGCCGAGACCAGCGUGACUAUCGAAGGUGUUCGAGUAGUUAUCGACUCUGGACUUGAACGGGUACCUCGAUUCGACCCGCGUAGUGGGAUGACUAGAUUGGACACGCAGAGAAUAUCGAAAGCGAGCGCGACUCAACGGGCGGGACGUGCGGGUCGUCUCGAGCCUGGUGUUUGUUAUCGGCUUUGGUCAGAGGCUCAGCACGAUCAACUGCCAGCCUACGGUACUCCUGAAUUACAGCAGGCUGAUCUCGCUGGACUAGCUCUGCAGCUGUCCAGAUGGGGUGUUCUUCCUACAGAUCUGAAAUGGUUGGAUGUCCCGCCUGCAGCUGCCUAUUCUCAAGCCUGUGACAUUCUAGUUCGCUUGGGGGCUCUGGGUGAGGAUCGGAAGCUCACAAAGCAUGGCCAAGACAUGGCGGAAUUGCCGGCGCAUCCGCGAAUAGCCCAUCUGCUUCUGCGAGGUCAUGCUUUCGGUCUUGGACAUCUUGCAUGCGAUAUCGCCGCUCUACUGGGGGAACGUGAUAUCCAGCGUGGCGCCGGUGCGGAUAUCCACAGUCGCCUUGCAAUCGUUUCUGGAGAGCAGCGUGCCGAGCGUUCCGAGCAAGGCGGUACGCAACGUGCUAGGCAGCUUGCCAAGCAAUACCGUUCUUAUCUGCGCGGCCCCAUUGCCGACCCGGUGACGGAUCCUAAGCACCCACGGUGGGUGGGAGCUCUAUUGGCCCUGGCAUACCCCGACCGUGUCGCCCAACAACGUCGCCCUGGUGGUGCUGAGUACCGUCUCGCCAAUGGCCGUGCAGCUACGUUUACUGAAAGCGAUUUGCUGAUGAAGCAUUCAUGGUUGGUGAUCGCUGAUCUGGGCAGUCGCCAAGGUCAACGUGAAGAGCGCAUCUAUCUGGCUGCUGACUUGGAUGAGGAACUGUUCAACUCCGUUCUGAAGGAGCAAGUCCGUCAGGUGGACGAGCUGGACUGGGAUGAGCGAGAAGGCGUGCUUCGAGCGGAGCGACAGUUGAAGGUCGGGGACUUGGUACUUUCCUCUGUGCCUCUGACAAACCUUGAUGACGAAGCCCGCAUCCAGGCGUUGAUCAAUUACAUCCGGCGAAAGGGAAUUGAACUCUUACCUUGGACUCCAGAGUUGCGCCAGUGGCAAGCGCGUGUAGCGCUUUUGCGGGAUCUGGAUUUGGAGAAGGGGAGCACAAGUGAUUGGCCAGAUCUUCGUGACCAAGUGCUUCUGGAGUCUCUAGGGGAGUGGCUUGCCCCUUACAUCGGGAAGGUAACAAGGCUCAGCCACUUUGGGCAGAUCGAUCUACCAUCAAUUCUGCGCUCCCUUUUGCCGUGGCCGUUGCCGCAGCAACUCGAGGCACAGGCACCUCAGACGAUUGGUGUGCCUUCUGGAUCGAACAUUCGAAUCGACUACAGCGAGCGUCCUCCCAUACUGGCUGUGAGACUCCAGGAGUUGUUUGGCCUUGCAGACACACCGCGAAUUGCCAACGGACGGCAGGUACUCAAGCUCCAUUUGUUAUCGCCAGCGCGACGUCCUGUGCAAGUCACCCAGGACUUAGCAAACUUCUGGAAGUCGACGUACGACGAAGUGAAGAAAGACCUUAAGGGGAGAUACCCUAAGCAUUUUUGGCCUGACGACCCCUUGAUCGCAGAAGCCACCGCUAGGGCUAAGCCUCGAGGCACC
Messenger RNA from Mesorhabditis spiculigera, 2520 nucleotides. The record is from the annotation of a GenBank genome assembly. Lineage: Eukaryota; Metazoa; Nematoda; Chromadorea; Rhabditida; Rhabditidae.